AUGGCUUCCCAGAACCCGCACUGGCGGGUUCUUGCCGCGUCCGCGCUUCUCGCGCUGCUCCUCUUUGCCCCGCCCGUUCCCGCGCGCGCCAUGGGCGCCGAUCACGGCGGGCACGGCGGGGGGGAUCACGGGAUGGACUCGCAAGGCAAGGGGACGUUGCGGGACGUGUCGAUUAGCGGGAAACGUGCGGUGCGCAAAUAUCUGAAGAAGUUUGUGGAUCCGCUGCCUAUUCCGCCCAUCGUCAACGCGGACUGGCUCCCGAAAGACCCAAAGGGCGCAGCUGCUCUCACCGUCACCGCGUUUAGCGUGAAACGGAGAUUCCACCGGGACCUGCCCCUAACCCGCGUGUACGCGUUCGGGCUCACGCGAAAGUCGGCCAGCGUGCCAGGACCGACCAUCGUGGCGCGCGUCGGAGCGCCGCUGCACGUGACGUGGGAGAACAACAUCACAGAUCAGCAGCAUAUCAUGCCCGUCGAUUACACGCUCAUGGCUCCCAAGCUCAAGAAGGGGGGCGUUCCUAUCACCAUCCACGUGCACGGCGCGCAGGUCUCCAGCUCUCACGACGGCCACCCAGAGGCUUGGUACACUUACUGGGGGGAGAAAGGUCCUGAGUUCGAAUCUAACCAGCACCAUUAUCCGAACAUGCAGCCACCCAGCACCCUGUGGUACCACGACCACACCUUGGGAAUGACGCGGCUCAACACUGUGGCAGGGCUUUUUGGCGCUUUCAUUCUGUCCAACCCCCGAGCAGAGCGGAAGCUUAACCUGCCCGUGGGCAGGUUUGACGUGCCGUUGCUUAUCCAGGAUAGGUCGUUUUUGUGGAACGGGCACACUUUUAUGGAGGGAAAGGGCCUGACGAAAGCACAUCCGGUGUGGUUACCCGAGUACUUCGGGAAUUUCAUGACUGUAAACGGGAAGGUAACCCCCUAUCUGACAGUGCAGCGUCGCAAGUACCGCUUCCGCCUCGUCAACGGCUGUAACGCGCGUUUCCUCGACCUCGCCCUCCGCGCCUCCUCUCCCGUUUCCGACGAUCCCAGCGGCACCGCCAACAGCACCAGCAUCACCCUCCCCUUUAUCCAGAUCGCCUCGGAGUCUGGUUAUCUCAACCGCCCCGUGCCUCUCCGCAGAUUAACCCUCGCUCCUGGGGAGCGUGCAUGUAUCAUUGUGGAUUUUAGUCAGAUGCCCACAGGGGCAACAAUUCGGGUGAAAAACCGCGCUCCUGCGCCGUAUCCCGGGGGUGAUUUACCCACGGGGGAUCUACAGUACGUCAUGCAGUUCAACGUGGAGGGUGACCCGGUCGUAGACCCCUCUACAGUGCCGGCUCUGCUUAACUAUAUCCCGCUUCUCAGCCUCAAAAACAUUGCUGCGACAAGGGAAAUUACCCUUUCCGAAGUGGCGGAUAAGGCAACUGACGAGCCGCUAACGGGGCUGAUUGAAAAGAAGCACUACCACGAUAAAUUGAGCAUCACGCCUUCAUACAAGACGCGCGAACUGUGGUACCUAAUCAACCUCUCAGAAGACGCUCACCCCAUCCACAUCCACUUCUCCCCACACCGCAUCCUCUUCCGCCGCCCGUUCGACAAGGAGCUUUAUGAGGCCAAGAAAUGCAGCAUUCCCGCCGGGACCUGUUACGCUGGCCCAGCUGUUUCUCCUAAGAAGAACGAGAGGGGAAUGAAGGACACCACUAGAGCUCCUCCCGGGUAUGUGACUGCGCUGGUGGUGGAUUUUUCUCCGUGGAUGGGGGAGGAGUUGAGCUUUGAUCCCACCAAGGGGCCGGGGUACAUGAUUCACUGCCACAUCUUGGAUCACGAGGACAACGACAUGAUGCGACCAUUCACCAUCCUGCCGGCAAAAUAG
Closterium sp. NIES-65 is the source of this 1857-nucleotide messenger RNA. The record is from the annotation of a GenBank genome assembly. NCBI's taxonomy places the organism in Eukaryota, Viridiplantae, Streptophyta, Zygnematophyceae, Desmidiales, Closteriaceae.